CUGUGCCACAGCAUUGACUUCUGCUGGCUAGCAGCUCGGCUAACUGAUAGCUGGCUGUUGGAACUCCUCCGGCGCUCAGCGGAGUUCCGCCUCGGUGUCACCGACAGACAAACGCAUUUGGUUCCCACUUCCACUGUCUAUCCAUCCGGGAUGUCUCUCCUGGAGAAGUUCCCGACCCCCGGCAGGCUGUUGCUGGACGACACGUUGCCGCUGACGGCGUUGAUCGAAGCCAGCCAGAACCUGCAGUCCCACACGGAGUACAUCAUCAGAGUCCAGAGGGGCGUGUCUUCAGACAACAGCUGGCAGGUUAUUCGCCGCUACAGCGACUUCGACAUCCUGAACAGCAGCCUGAUGGUGUGUGGAAUCAGUCUGCCGCUCCCUCCAAAGAAACUGAUCGGAAACAUGGACAGAGAGUUCAUAGCAGAGAGGCAGAGGGGGCUGCAGGCCUACCUGGACUCCAUUACCCAGCAUCCCCUGAUCUGCACUUCCCUGUUUGUCAAGAAGUUUCUCGACCCCAACAACUACUCAGCCAACUACACAGAAAUUGCUCUGCAGCAAGUCUCCAUGUUCUUCAGGUCAGACCCAAAGUGGGAGGUCCUGGAGCCCCUUAAGGAUAUGGGAUGGAGAAUAAGGAAGAAAUAUUUCCUGAUCAAAAAUAAGGAGCAGCCUAAAGAGCGCUUCCUGCUGAGCUGGGUGGAUCUGGGUCCUGAUAAGUUCCUCUCAGACAAAGACCUGCAGUCGGCCCUGAAGCUGCUCUCCAACCCGUCUACGCCAUAUCUGAGUCCGCUGCUGUUCUCCAGCACCAGCGAGUCUUCGGCUCUGCUCGUCCGGCCCUUCGGUGAAAGAGGCUCCCUGAGGGACCAGAUCUGCAAGGUGAAACCCAAAGAGAGUCACCUGAAGAAGUACUGCAACCCCAAGAAGAGCCAGGGCCUGGAGCUGGAGCAGAUCCAGCUGUUCGGCCGUCAGAUCCUGGAGAGCCUGAAGCUUCUCCACGACAGCGGUCUGUUCUUCGGCCAUCUGCAUGCCUCCAACGUCAUGGUGGACGACGGCGUGUGUCGGCUGGUGGAUGUGGAGAACGGCAUGCUGGGAGUUCCCUCUGUCCUGAGGCCGGCCUUCACGCAGCUGAGGAAGAUCAACACUACAGAAAGCAUCGAUGUGUUCUGCUUCGGACAUUUACUGUACGAGAUGACGUACGGCCGGCCGCCGGACAGCGUCCCACUGGACCAGUUCCCGUCUGCCCCGCACGCCGCCGUGGUAUCGGUUCUGCAGUCCAUCCUGUCCGCAGACGCCUGCAAGAGCGGCAUGCCGACGGUGCCGGCGCUCAUCCAGACUCCGCUCUUCAGUGACGUCAAACUCAAACACUCAGAAAAACUGCAGAUAAAGAUUCCCAGCCGCCUGAAGGAGGUGCUGAAGUCGGCAAAGGGAAGUUUGGAGAAGCGGCUGCAUGAAGAGCAGAGGAUGCUGCAUCAGCACCGGCGGCUGACCCGAGCUCAGUCUCACUACGGCUCAGAGGAAGAGAAGAAGAGGAGGAAGAUCCUGGCGAGAAAGAAAUGCAGACAGUCAACGUGUGAGAACGAAGAGGACGUCUCUGUCCGAAACAACAACUCUGGUUCAGGAGCCAGUUCACCUCCCACCUGUCCUUCUUCCCCCACCCCUCCUCCUGCUACAGGGUCAACUCCUUCUCCAGCUCCACCUCCAGCUCCGCCUCCGGCGCCGCCCCCACCCACAGCGCCGGACUCUUCCUCCUCUCCUCCUCCUCCUCCGGGUCGGGCCGCACUGCUCAGCUCCAUCCAGACCUUCAGCAAAGGCAAGCUGAAGAAGGCCGACACUGCGGACCGCAGCACGCCGCGGUUCUGACCCGAAGCGUUGCCGCGGCGACCGGCAGUCCGCACUGUGCUCGCUCCGUCCCAGAGAUGUGAAAACAAUCACUAAGAAAGUUCCUUUGAUCUGUUCCUGCUUCUGCUGCCUUUUAACGGUUUUAGUCUGUUGCUGCGAAGAAACGGGUCAGAACUGCACAAUCUGCAGCAGUUUUUGUUUUUAAAAGAGAGAGACAUCUGGAUGUUGUUGGACUUUUCUUUCAGCAAACCAGAGUCCAGUAGCGAUCAGAAAAACGUCCAGGAAGCUGCCGAUUCUUCAUUUAAAGUUUUUGUUUCUGUUUUUUUGCACAUUAGGAAAAACCGAAAGGAGUAAAUUCCUCCCAAAUGUUUUCUAUAAUUUACAACAAAAGGUCCAAUCUUAGAAUAUUAACUUAUUAAUGAAGUUGUGACUUUAGGAGAAAUAAAGUGAAUAUUUUAUGUGUUGAAUGUCCAAACUCAGACGGAUGGAUGUCUUCCAGCCGAUGCUGGACUAAAACGACGGAAACAAUCAACAGUAGACAGCGUUCUCCCUCCAUACAGCCGAUCUGCUCUGAAGUUAACCCUCAGCUGUGUCUGUCAGGCAUAGUUAACCCUCAGCUGUGUCUGUCAGGCAUAGUUAACCCUCAGCUGUGUCUGUCAGGCAUAGUUAACCCUCAGCUGUGUCUGUCAGGCUUAGUUAACCCUCAGCUGUGUCUGUCAGGCUUAGUUAACCCUCAGCUGUGUCUGUCAGGCUUAGUUAACCCUCAGCUGUGUCUGUCAGGCUUAGUUAACCCUCAGCUGUGUCUGUCAGGCUUAGUUAACCCUCACCAUGUCUGUCAGGCAUAGUUAACCCUCAGCUGUGUCUGUCAGGCUUAGUUAACCCUCAGCUGUGUCUGUCAGGCGUAGCAGGUUGGAUAGUUGAAACCUGACAGGAUGUUCGUUGUGUCCAACAGUUGUUGAAUGUUAAUUUCAGAGCCCAGAAGUUGUUUUUCAUGCAGCUUUGUUAAAAUGUUUUAUUGCUUUUGUGCCAUAUGGAUUACAUCGUGCCGAUGGAGAUCUUGAAUGUUUCUUUCUUUGCAUGUGACAGUUUCGUACAUAGAGGACUUUAUAUUCAGCUCCUGUGGUGAUGACGACAGCCACGUUGGAGACAGGUUUUUUGUUUGAAAUCAAACCAAGUUCUUGCUAGAAUCCUAAAUGAUUUAUUUUGGAUCAGUGCAAUCCGGGCUGGUCCAGAACCAUCUUUAAAUGAUCUCAGAAUGAUCUCUGUGCAGCACUUUAGAGGUUCGGUCCAAAUGACUGUUUUUAUUCACAGAGGCAGCAUUGAGCUGCAAACUCUAAGAAGUUUACUGGAUUUGCAGCUGAUUUUUUUUUCCUUUUUUCUUUUGAGUAAAUACGUUAAAAAAAAAUUGCUUCAUGUGAAUGAAAACUCGCCUAAAAAACGGUUCAGGGAAACAAUGAGUCGUGUAUUGCACAUGCUUGUAUUUGAUUGCACCAUUUAAUGGGGUGAAUUUAAAAUGCUUAAAUAAAAACAGAUUUCUUUACAAUA
Xiphophorus couchianus (Monterrey platyfish) is the source of this 3381-nucleotide messenger RNA. RefSeq names its product PX domain containing serine/threonine kinase (gene pxk). Gene Ontology annotation, cellular component: early endosome; late endosome; plasma membrane. Bases 151 to 1857 code for a protein of 568 amino acids. The transcript is spliced from 18 exons. Lineage: Eukaryota; Metazoa; Chordata; Actinopteri; Cyprinodontiformes; Poeciliidae. Gene Ontology annotation, molecular function: protein kinase activity; ATP binding; phosphatidylinositol binding. The record is from RefSeq and is a predicted model, not a curated record. Gene Ontology annotation, biological process: protein phosphorylation; early endosome to late endosome transport; protein targeting to lysosome.